Messenger RNA from Manihot esculenta (cassava), 1527 nucleotides. RefSeq lists its product as uncharacterized. The record is from RefSeq and is a predicted model, not a curated record. Bases 61 to 957 code for a protein of 298 amino acids. Lineage: Eukaryota; Viridiplantae; Streptophyta; Magnoliopsida; Malpighiales; Euphorbiaceae. The transcript is spliced from 4 exons.
CCUACAUGCAACAAAGAGACUCCUUCUACUCGUUUAAAAUAUGGUCAUAAGUUUUCUUAUAUGAGUUCCCGUCGUUUUCUCCCAAUGAAUCAUAAAUGGCGUUUGAAUAAACGUUCUUUUGAUGGAACCAUUGAGAAAAGAUCAGCUCCAAAAAAAUUAUCUGGGAAUGAUGUGUUACUGCAAUUGAGGCUUCUUAAGAAAGUAAAAUUUGGUAAGACAAUGAAAAAGAAAAAAAGUGAUUAUGAUUUAAAUAGCCUCAAUUGGAGAAAGUGUAGCAUAUUUUUGAAACUUCCUUAUUGGAAGAAUAAUUUAUUGCGUCAUAAUCUUGAUGUGAUGCAUAUUGAAAAGAAUAUUUGUGAUAAUAUUAUUGGAACUUUGUUGGAUAUUGAAGGAAAAACAAAGGAUGGAUUGAACGCUCGUUGUGAUUUGAAAGAGAUGGGUAUAAGAAAAGAAUUGCAUCCAAUUAUGAAAGAUGGUAAAUGGGUUUAUCUAGCUGCAUGUUACACUUUAUCUAAAGUUGAAAAGCAGAAAGUACUCAAGUUCUUGAAAUCUUUGAAACUUUCAGAUGGUUAUUCAUCUAAUAUAGCCCGGUGUGUAAAUUUGAAAGAUGGUAAAGUUUUUGGAUUUAAAAGUCAUGACUAUCAUAUUUUAUUAGAGCAACUUCUUCCUUUGGCGAUUCGUGGAAUUGUUCCUAGUAAUGUCUAUGAUGCUAUUACAGAGUUUAGCAUAUUAUUUAGAGAGUUAUGUUCAAAAGUUUUGAAAAAAGAAGUGUUGGAGCGCCUUGAGAGUGACAUUCCGAUAAUUUUAUGCAAGUUGGAGAAAAUAUUUAACCCAGCAUUUUUUGAUGUUAUGGUACAUUUAGCAAUUCAUUUACCAGCAGAAGCUAAGUUAGGUGGACCCGUACAAUAUCGAUGGAUGUAUCCGAUUGAGAGGUUCUUGCGUGUCUUGAAAUGUUAAGUGUGUAACAAGAGUCAACCUGAAGGUUCUAUUGCUGAAGGUUAUAUUGUUGAGAAAAGCUUAAUGUUUUGCUCGAGAUACUUGCAUAAUGUCGAUAGUAAAUUCUCUCGUUGUAAAAGGAAUUCUGAAGGCAAUCAAGAUGAACCAUACAAUGGAUUGUCUGUGUUUGCACCAAGUGGAUAUCCUUUAUCAAAGGAUAAAGUUGCAUAUCUUAGUGACAAAGAGCGAAAGCAAGCUCAUCUUUUUGUAUUAAAAAAUUGUGAAGAAGUGCAACCAUUUUUACAUGAAUAUGAACAAGGAAGGCAUGAUAUGGAGUUCAAUGAUUGGUUUUAUCAUAAGGUUGUUUCAAUUCAGAUAAUUUACAAUAAGAUAAUUGGUCAACUUGAAGGUUGUGGGUUUGUGGAAUUUGUUUCACGUGUAGCUGCAGAAAGGAUUUCAAAGAAAUGCAAUGGGACACAAAUGGCUGGAACUGAACAAACUUUUAGAUUGAAUUGGUUUUCUGUUGGCAUUGGAGAAAUGCCAAAAAAUUAUACUAAUUAUUUUUAAUGAAAUAUUCAUGAUGUUUGAAUU